This is a messenger RNA of Andrographis paniculata, 1773 nucleotides long. RefSeq names its product probable sugar phosphate/phosphate translocator At3g14410. Bases 418 to 1449 code for a protein of 343 amino acids. Gene Ontology annotation, cellular component: endosome; trans-Golgi network; Golgi apparatus. The transcript is spliced from 7 exons. Gene Ontology annotation, molecular function: antiporter activity. Lineage: Eukaryota; Viridiplantae; Streptophyta; Magnoliopsida; Lamiales; Acanthaceae. The record is from RefSeq and is a predicted model, not a curated record.
UUUCAUCAGACACUUCCAUUUCCUUCGUUCAGACACUUUCAUUUCCUUCGUUUAAUCAAAUAAUAAUCAAUAACAGUGAACGAGUUCUUUCUCAUUCCCAAUUCCUCUAUUCAGUUUAAUUCCAACAUAUUAUACACACGUCUGUGCGGAUCAGUGCAGUCCAUCGUCGACGACGCAGCACCCUCCGCGCCUUCACUGUCGAUCGCCUAGAUUUCACCUGCGAUCUACUGUUUGGGGUUUUUUUCGCCCUUUCCAAGUCAAACGCCAAUGAGAGACUUGCAAACCCAAAUCCUCUCUUUACCCUUAAUCCCCAAUUUUCCCGUCUAAUUUCGCCUCUGGGUUUUGGUUUUGGUUUUGGUUUUGGUUUUGGAUUCAGGUUGUAUUCAGUCAUUAGGGUUUCAUCCUUGGAUCCAAACAAUGGCAGAUCGCAGCAGAAAAUGGCUCAGAGAAGAGUUUGUGACUUACGCCUACAUUCUCCUCUACAUAGCCCUGUCCAGCGGGCAGAUCUUUUACAACAAGUGGGUUCUGUCGUCGAAGGAAAUAAACUUCCCUUAUCCUCUUGGAUUAACCCUGCUUCACAUGAUCUUCUCCUCUGUUUUAUGUAUUGUACCUAUCAAAGUUCUUAAGAUAAUGAAGGUUGAGGAAGGAAUGACAUUGGAUAUAUACAUAUCCUCUGUCAUCCCUAUUGGUGCUAUGUUUGCAAUGACACUUUGGCUUGGGAACACUGCUUACCUGUAUAUAUCGGUGGCAUUCGCUCAAAUGUUGAAAGCAAUCAUGCCAGUUGCUGUUUUCGUUCUUGGUGUAUUGGCUGGACUUGAAGUCAUGAGUUGCAAGAUGCUUCUGAUAAUGUCGAUUAUCAGUUUUGGUGUAUUGGUAGCUUCUUAUGGUGAAAUAAGUAUUAGCUGGAUUGGCGUAGUUUACCAAAUGGGAGGUGUGGUCGGAGAAGCUCUGAGGCUAAUAUUCGUGGAGAUUUUUGUGAAGCGGAAGGGCCUAAAACUAAAUCCUAUAUCUAUGAUGUACUACGUCAGCCCCUGCAGUGCCAUUUGCCUCUUCGUUCCAUGGCUCUUCCUGGAGAGGCCUAAGAUGGAAGCGCAGGGGACGUGGAGCUUCAAACCUUUCGUUUUGUGUCUUAACUCCCUCUGUACUUUUGCCCUCAACCUUUCAGUCUUCCUCGUAAUUUCGCAUACGAGUGCUUUGACCAUUCGUGUGGCUGGUGUUGUGAAGGACUGGGUGGUGGUUCUUCUCUCAGCCCUUCUUUUUGCAGACACGAAAUUGACAUUUAUCAAUCUGCUGGGCUAUGCCAUCGCUAUUGCAGGUGUAGCUGCAUACAACAACUACAAGCUAAAGAAGGAAGCUUCACGAGUAACCACGGAUGAACCUGCUACUGAGUCGAUCCCACUGGUUUCAACAUCAACUUCCAAUCAAGAAACAAGGAAUACACAUUUUUAGGAAGUUCUCAGGUCUACGAGAAAAAUUGUCCUCCGAGAUAAUAUAUAUGGCUUCGAGGGAUAAUGUUGUAUGCCGGUAUUUAUAAAUCUACAUGAGCAGCGGACACAAGCCAUCCGCCAUUGGAGAAGCAGCGCAAAGACUAGGUUCAGUUUAUGGGUAACACUUGCGUUUCAUUUGUUGUUUAAAAUGCAAUGGAUAUUAGGCCAAAUGUGAAGCUGAGAUACUCAAUUUUGGCAUUAUUUGUAGAAAUUGUGCAGAAUUUGCCUUAUUGGGACACAUUAUACUUAUAGUCUUAUACUAUCCAUCAUUGGAAACUUUCUAUAA